Rhododendron vialii is the source of this 1451-nucleotide messenger RNA. RefSeq lists its product as uncharacterized. The transcript is spliced from 9 exons. Lineage: Eukaryota; Viridiplantae; Streptophyta; Magnoliopsida; Ericales; Ericaceae. Gene Ontology annotation, molecular function: protein binding. The record is from RefSeq and is a predicted model, not a curated record. Bases 244 to 1278 code for a protein of 344 amino acids.
UCACACACACACUUAUCAAACGCUGCUCUCUCUCUACAAGCAACAAAGGUUCCCACAAGGAACAACAAAAUGGCAGACACUUCUGCUGCUCAAGCUAGGAAAGGCAAAGAUAUCCAAGGAAUUCCUUGGGAGAGGCUUAAUAUCACAAGGUAAAAGUAUAGGCAAACUAGGCUAGAACAGUACAAGAAUUAUGAGGACAUCCCUCAAUCUGGCAAGGGGUCAAAGAAAGAUUGCAAUGUCACAAUGAAAGGGGGUAUGUAUUAUGAGUUCAGACGUAAUUCAAGAUCUGCGAAAUCAACGAGACCUCAUUUCCAGUCGAGCAACUCGGUUUGGGCUACAUCAAAGCAUGAUGUUUACCUUCAGUCACAUUUUUCUGUUACUCAUUGGUCUGCAUUAACUUGUAACAAGACUGAGGUUCUUAAUAGUUCUGGUCAUGUCGCACCAUGUGAGAAACAUCAAGGAAGUCUACUGGAAGGAUUUACCCGGACUCAAGUUAGCACAAUUGCAGUAAAAGAUAGGUUGCUUGUUGCUGGGGGGUUCAAGGGAGAACUCAUUUUCAAGAAUUUAGAUAGACCUGGAGUUUGCUUCUGCACGAGGACAACAUACGAAGAUAACGCAUCUACUAAUGUAGUAGAGAUGUACAAUGCUCAGAAUGGUGCAGUUCAUUUAACAGUUGCCAACAAUGAUUGUGGAGUUAGAGACUUUGAUAUGGAAAAAUUUCAGCUUUCUAAAAAUUUCAGCUUUCCUUGGCCAGUGAAUCACACUUCCUUGAGUCCUGAUGGUAAACUUCGUAUAAUUGUCGGAGAUAACCCAGAGGGUAUGUUGGUGGACUCCGGAACUGGGAAGAUGGUCGCGUCUUUGGUUGGUCACUUGGAUUUCUCAUCUGCAUCAGCAUGGCACCCUGAUGGCCUCACCUUUGCUACUGGGAAUCAGGACAAAACCUGCCGGAUUUGGGAUGCCCGAAACCUAUCCAAGUCAGUGGCGGCUUUGAGGGGGAAUCUCGGAGCCAUCCAACCGAUUUGCUACUCAUCCGAUGGUCGUUUCAUGGCAAUGGCAGAGCCUACUGAUUUCGUCCAUGUUUUCGAUGCCAAAAGUGGGUAUGAGAAGGAACAAGAGAUCGAUUUCUUUGGCGAGGUAUCUGGCAUGUCUUUCAGUCCUGACACGGAAUUGCUCUUUAUUGGAGUGUGUGACGCUAUUGGAGUGUGGGACCGUACAUAUGGUGGCCUUCUUGAGUUUGGCCGACGAAGGAAUAACUCAUGCCCUGAUUCUAUCAUCUGAGUGGGUGAUUGGACCUCUCUGCAAAUAAGUGUACAAAUAAAUAUGCAAAGGGGGGCUCUCUCAUUCUAUCAUCUCAGUUUGGCAUAAAAAUGUAAUUAAUGUGUUGUGGGAUUUAGGUUGUUAGUGUUUUUUUAGUUGGAGUGUUCUGUUUGGACCGAAGGCGGAGAAGCGUU